Exaiptasia diaphana is the source of this 1861-nucleotide messenger RNA. RefSeq lists its product as uncharacterized. Bases 333 to 1682 code for a protein of 449 amino acids. Gene Ontology annotation, molecular function: protein binding. NCBI's taxonomy places the organism in Eukaryota, Metazoa, Cnidaria, Anthozoa, Actiniaria, Aiptasiidae. The record is from RefSeq and is a predicted model, not a curated record. The transcript has 11 exons.
ACAGCUUGUCAAAGCAAUUUCCUAUAUGAUAAACAAAUUUCCUGCUUCUCCUGAUCUGAACGCGUUUUAAAUGAACUUGUAAAAUAAUUUUACUUAAGAUGUGACAGUCCAAAUUGGGCUUCCUGUUGUUUAUGACGUCAAAACAUGGCGAAAUUUCUUUUGAUCUUUUGGACAGUUUUCCUUCUCUCUUGCUGGCCUAUUUUUUUUCAAAGCGUAGGUUUAGAAUGCUUUUAGAAAUAUUAUUUCUAGCCAAAAACUACUAAGCUACUAAGUAAAAGGAGCUAUAACUGAGCUAGUAGUAGCGGUAUUGUUGUCGAUUUCAAGAGCUGCUCAUGAGUCGAGUUUUUCGCCAUAACGAUAUUUUACUUCUUUUUGUUGUAAACUUAAUCUUUCUCCAUCCAGCACUGAGUAUCAUCCAUGUAGAGGAUUCUGGUGUGUUACCUGUGAAUGCUGACAGCUAUGCUCUACAGUUCUAUCUAGCUGUUGCAAAUGACGCAGGACGAAAGCUCACUGUCUCAUCAGGAAAACCUCGCUGCUGUUGGGAAGUAGAGAGAGGAGACCUGGACUGCCAAUCCAUGGUAUUAAUUGGAGGCAAUGAAGUUAUAAUUCACCCUAAAAAAGUCCACAACAUAUCAUUCCUUUUUCCAACAACAUAUCCUAUGGACAGGGUUGGUAAGUGCCACUUUCUUCUUAAAGUAAACAAGCAGAAAGUACAGCAUAUUGUGCUGUUUAAUACCACUGAACCACGCAAAGAAAUUGGCUGGAAACAAGCAUUAACUGGUUUUGGUGGUGGUUUCAGCACUUGCAAAGGAGUGGACCUUGAUCCACGAAAUGAGUGUAAACCAGUUGACUGCCUGGAAAAAUACAAUGGAUUUAGAUCAUUCUUUGAUAAAGAACGUGGCAAGUGUAUACCUGUGCAUAAUUGUUAUACCAAGAUGAAAGACAAAGAAGUACCAGAAAUAGCAUUUGACAAGGACCAUAACGAGUGCAAGAGUCUUAUUGGUGACAAACUAACAGACAAACAGAAAAAAUUUCUGCUGGACAGGAGUGAUCACAGUUCACUGGCCAAGAAAAGAGUGAACCUGGAGGAUAUUAAAGAGAUUAACCCAGUACCUCUCAAUUGCAACCAUGGUCAGCAUGUUGGUUCCACAUGUGUUUGUGAUGACGGCUGGGGUACAGACACCUCAGUGGUUGCUAGUGGUGACGAAAGAUAUAUCUUUAAUUGGUGUAACAAGAGGAUAUUGACACCAUUCAGUGUCUCACUUCAAAUCCAGACGAUCAUGUUGAUGACUGGACUGGGGCUGAUAUCAUUCAGUCUUUUCAUUGGUUGGAUUAUUAUUGUUUGGGGAUGCUUCAUCGUCCCUAGCAACAGUCUAGCCAAUGAGCAUCCAGGAGAGCAGACAGGAAGUGAAGAAGAUUUUUCAGAGGACAGCUCGAGUUCCGAUUUCAGCUCGUUUUCCGAUUCGGCGCAACCUCGGUUUGGCAUCGUAACAAAAUCGUAUGAGCCUCGGAACGAUGAUGAGCUAAGGCUACUAAAAGGACAACGUAUUCGAAAGCUACAAUAUACAAACAGAGAUGGGAUGAUGAAAGGUGAACUGAAGAGAAAAGUAGGAUACUUCCCACUCCGUAACAUCAAAAUAGCGGAGCAAGAUGACUAUGAAAACUACCACAGUUCUGACUAGGUGGGCUUCCUGUGUCAGUAUCAGAUACAUUAGUUGGAAGAGAAAACAUACCACUUCUUUCAAAAAAUAUAGAAAAGGUGCAUUUUGCUUAUUUUUUUAGAAAACACAUUACAAUUUGUCGAAAACGUAUUGAAAUAAAUGGUACUGGUGUUGGAAAAGAAAAGAGAAUUAAAAAAUGA